AUGCGACUGUCAAGCACAGUUGGGGAUAACGCCGCAGUAUUGGAUGCCUUGGGUUGUUCUCUGUGUAAAGGGAUGGAAAACUUUGCACUGGCUCAACAUUGUUUUAUUAAAUCUAUUCAAGCUGAGCAAAAUAAUGUUGUGGCUUGGACAAACUUGGGGGCCCUCUACUUAAAGAAAGAUAAUAUUGAGCUUGCUCAUGAAGCCUUUAAAAUUGCCCAAUCUUUGGAACCACUUUAUGUUGACUGCUGGAUUGGACAGGCUAUCAUAGCAGAGAAAGUGGGAAGCUAUGACACCAUGGAUCUUUUCAGACACACCACUGAACUCAGCACACAUACAGAAGGUGUUAAAGGUUACGCCCACUGGGUGUGCUCCACUUUACUGGACAAAAGCAACAGAGAUUCUGAUUUGUAUCGCUACAACAUUGUUCAGAUGAGUGCAGUGUCAGCUGCACAGGUGGCCCUCAGUAAAUACACAGAGCGAGUUCAAUCUGACCCUGAUGCUUUUACGAUGCUGGGCUUUUUAAAUGAACAUCUCAAUCUGAAGAGACAGGCCUGUCAGGCUUAUCAAAGGAGUGCUGACCUUCUACAGUCAAUGUCUGGAGAAAUGCACGCUUUGGUUUUGAGCAAUUAUGGCCGUGUCUUAAGCUCUCUGGGCCAGUGGGAAGAGGCUGUGCGUGUCUUUAACUCUACUCCACUCAAGGAGCUCACUGAUUUGACAGGACUGGCUCUCGCUUACUGCAGAGCAGGCCUCGUCCCAAAGAGCAUUAAUACUUAUGAGCGUGCUUUAGCUGUUGCCUUCAAUGAAAAGGAUAAGGCAUACAUCUUAACAGCUCUGGCAUUGCUGCAGCACCUCCAAGGCAAUGUAGAUGCUGCCAAGACAUUGCUGUUUAAAUGCUCAUUGUUGAAGGAACCCAUCCCAGAGUCCUUACUCUGUCUUUGUGCCAUGGGCUUAGUGCAGAAUGACACCACUCUGGCAGCUGCUGCUUUAGCUGAGUUAAUGAAACAAACUUCAAACUCAGAGAUGGUUGUAGAGCAGCACUGUCUGCUCAAAUGCACUCUGUUAGCUUUGCAAGGCAACCUGUGUGCUGUCCAGAGGGAGGCGUCCAGGGCUAUACACAGAAACCCUGGAAAUCCAGCUCUAUGGGCUUUUCUAUCGAGAUUGAUCCCACAGUACUUUCCCCAAAAAGCAAACGGUGGAGCUAUGGCUGGUCAUGUGGCUUGUCUUUCCAGUAUGACGCACGGAAAGAGAUCAUUGUUGCAUAGUGGAAUAAACCAGUUGGCAAGUGGCAAACACUCUGCAGGCGACAGUCGGAGGAAUGCACUGAAAACGAUGCAGAGGGCUGUGCUGCUCUGUCCUGAUGAGCCAGCAGCUUGGGCAGGGCUCAUGGCUGCUUGUCACACAGAGAACACUUCAUGUCACCUGUCGGGCUCUGCUCCACGUCGCACUGGCCUGGAGCAAAUACUAAUGUCCAUUGUUUCUGAUAAGGUCCGUUCUGUGGACGUGGAGCGUCCUCUGGCUCAGAUGCUGGAGGCGUGGAUCCUGCAGCAGUCAGUCACAGGCCUGGUGCUCAGAGGAGAGCUGGAGCAGGCUGAGGCUCUCUGCACACAGGUUCUAAGCGUUUCUCCUGAGCAUCCAGCUGUACUACUGUCACUGAGACAGGUGCAGUGCCAGCGCCUCCUUUUGGCCAAUGAAGUUACUGUUCUCCCAGAUGCUGUAAUUGAGCAGCUGAAUAGUGCCGUCACAUUGAAUCCCACUAACAUUAGUGGAUGGCACUGGCUAGCUGAAGUGUAUCACACACAAGGCCUGCUGCUCCAGGCCGUCUUGACUUAUAAACAGAGUUUACAGAUCGCUUCUCAGCUUGGUCUGCACAACAGUCAGAUGUCCAGCCUGCUCAGACUCGCACUGCUGGCCCUCAGAAUGUGUAUGAGUGGGAUUCCCGGACAAGACUGGAAGGACCUGGUACAAGAAGCUACCAGUGAGGUGUUGAAGCUCGGCUCCUCCUCUACGGCACUUCUUUUCCAAGCCCUUCUGCAUUUUACCAUCAAAAUGGCAGCUCGCGAUACAAGGCGCUUUUUGGAAAAGCUGGUUUAUGUUUCCCAUGAUGCCCCAGUUACUGUGGUGGAAGUGGCUAGAUGGUACCUACUCCGGCACCUGCGCAGCAAAAAUGAUGAUGAACUCAUCAAAGUGCUGUUAGAAAAUGCUACAACAAAUAAGGAUCAAAGACUUUUGAAUUUUCAUCAACAACAUGCCUCUUAA
Molecule: messenger RNA, 2256 nt
Organism: Knipowitschia caucasica
Lineage: Eukaryota; Metazoa; Chordata; Actinopteri; Gobiiformes; Gobiidae
Source: the annotation of a GenBank genome assembly